Thunnus maccoyii (southern bluefin tuna) is the source of this 7174-nucleotide messenger RNA. It is a transcript of the gene col27a1b, whose product is annotated as collagen, type XXVII, alpha 1b. The record is from RefSeq and is a predicted model, not a curated record. Gene Ontology annotation, molecular function: extracellular matrix structural constituent. NCBI's taxonomy places the organism in Eukaryota, Metazoa, Chordata, Actinopteri, Scombriformes, Scombridae. The transcript has 61 exons. Bases 447 to 5555 code for a protein of 1702 amino acids.
GUCCACAAUAAACUUUCAUUUUGGGAAGUCGACACACACAUACACACACACACUCAACGGCGGUCGUCAUCUUGUCCUGCAACGGUUCCCCGGGAAAGCUGGACUAGACAUGACUUGACGUUCAUAGUACUUUUCAAAACGCGCGUUAAGGAAGAAGGAAAAAACACAUAGGAAGCGCACAGGUGGAGCUCUGCGGAGCGUCUUUUUUUUUUUUUUUUUUUUUUUUUUAAAUCCUCUGGACGGAGACUACAGGGACAAGAAGACACAAGACAAUGACAGAAAGCAACCUUUUCACUGGUUUAUCUUACAGUCUUUGAUUUGUUGUUUUUGUUUUUCUGGCACGUUCACUCCUCGCGCGACCCUCAAGGAACACCUGGAAUGGAAAAACUUUAUCUGCCUCGUCUGGACUGUAGUAAAAACUCCCAAGAAAGAAUGAAGUAACCGCUAUGGAGCCGGACAAUGCCCCGUACUCCAAACUCAAAACCACUGGAGUCGGGGGGAAAGUUCUGAUUCUUUGGACUAUACUCUGCUGCACCUGCUCUCUAAGACUGGCACAAGCACAAGAUGUGGAUGUUCUGCAGCAGCUUGGGCUUUCUGGGCGAAGGGCAGGCGGGUUGUCACCUUCAGGCACUCGAUCCAUCCCUAAUGGCAUCAUCCCCUUCAAGUCUGGAGUUAUUCUCACCCCAAGGGCACGUGUACAGGUGCCUCUGCACACUGUUAUCCCUGCUACUUACAGCUCCACCAAUCUCUCCCUGAUUCUCAGCCUGUCUGUUCAUCGCAUCAACAGCGCUUUUCUUUUCUCGGUUCUGUCCAAGAAAAGGAAAGUGCAGCUUGGAGUGCAGUUUGCACCGGGGAAGGUCCUGGUACACGUGGGGCACAGGAGCUCUGUAAGUUUUGACUAUGAUGUCCACGAUGGCCAGUGGCAUAGUUUGGCCUUGGAUAUCCGAGGCCAUCAGGUGUUCUUACACACGUCUUGUGGAAAGAAAAGCGUACAUGCAGAUUUGCAUUCUAAAAAAGAGGAGGCUCUGGAUCCAGAGGGCUCUUUCCUGCUGGGCAAAAUGAACCACAACUCGGUGCCGUUUGAAGGCGCCAUCUGUCAGUUUGACUUUUAUCCCUCUGCAGAGGCAGCUCAUAACUAUUGUGAUUACAUUAAGAAACAUUGCAGAGAAGCCGACACAUAUCGGCCCGUGUUUGCACCCCUGCUACCUCUAUUUUCCACAGAUCCAAAUAUUACUGUCACUCGUAUAACUCCACUGUCAUUGACGGAGCUAUCCAAAAAGGCUCAGAGACCUACUUUGGCCUUGAUUGAGGAAAACACCAGGACUAUGAUUCUUGACCGCUCACUGAUGCUGAACAAAACAUCUGUGUAUCAGACUGUGAGCACACCAAAACCUGGUGCUGUGCCUGUUUCUCCACCAGUUGAUCCAGGGUUGGAAAGCCCGGUAAAGUUUCUGACUCAAACUGUCACUACAUCUCUUAGGGUCAGUGUGACACGCCCUACCCAGAAACCGACUUCCAAUGGCAGUGCUGGAAAGGACGCAAACCAAGGAGAUGAUUAUCCUCAGAAACCUUCUGGGAAAAGUAUGGAUUUACCUGCUUCCACUAGACCAUCAGAGAUGAAGCCAAACCUCCGGUCCACAGCUGCUUCCACACAGGGGUCUCCUUCAAACACCUACCUUCCCCAUAAAAAACAGUUGACCACAGUAGCUCCAAAGAAACCUGAGCCAAAAGUGACCAGCAUUCAGGAUGUCAAACCCACCUCGUUUAUUCCAGUCACUCCAGCUGCGACAGAUGGCUUCCAAACAUUUGACCUGGAACCGACCCAGUUCUCACUGCUGGCUGGACCACCUGGACUAAAGGGACAACCAGGACCGCCGGGCCUUCAAGGACUUCCAGGGUUGCCAGGAAAGCCAGGGAAGAGGGGCCCACGGGGUCCUCCUGGCCCACAUGGAAACCCUGGUCGCCCUGGAUAUCCUGGACUGAAGGGGCAAAAAGGAGAUCCUGGACUGUCCCCUGGUCAAGCCCCAAAAGGACAAAAAGGAGAGCCUGGUGUCAUGGGCCCCCCUGGACUGCCUGGCCAAGAUGGACGAAAGGGACAAAAAGGUCAUCCUGGUCCCUCUGGUCUUCCAGGUGAACCUGGUGAACGGGGAGAUGAUGGAAGCCCUGGGGCCAAAGGCUAUCCUGGCAGGCAGGGUUUACCUGGGCCUGUAGGGAAAAUGGGACCAAAAGGAAUCAGGGGUCACAUUGGCAUCCCUGGGCUUUUUGGCUUUCCUGGUCCUGAUGGCGAGAGAGGAAUUCCUGGCGUUCAUGGGAAGAAGGGCAAGAUGGGUAGGCCGGGGUUUCCUGGUGACUUUGGAGAGAGGGGACCUCCUGGCCCUGAUGGGAACCCAGGUGAACUGGGAGCUCCUGGUCCAUGUGGAGUCCCUGGUCUUGUUGGAGACAUGGGCCCUGUUGGCAUUAUGGGUUUUCCAGGACCGCCGGGACUCAAGGGAGUACCAGGAAACCCAGGUGAACCAGGACUGAAAGGUGAUAAGGGGGACAUGGGUUUACCAGGAGAGCCGGGGGAGUGUGGUUUCCAAGGGGACAAGGGUAUCCGUGGCUCACCUGGGUUACCAGGUCCUCGUGGAAAACCUGGACCACAGGGUAAACCUGGUGAAAAGGGCCCUGAUGGUAUACCUGGCCCUCCUGGCCCAGAGGGCUUUCCAGGUGACAUUGGCCCACCAGGUCAAAAUGGCCCAGAGGGACCUAAGGGGAAGCAAGGGACAAGAGGCUUACCUGGUCCACGAGGAACACCUGGACUUCAGGGUGAUGAGGGACCAGUUGGGCCAGCUGGACCGGCUGGACUCGAGGGCAGGCCUGGGAGGCAGGGAUUCCCUGGACUGACAGGCCCAGAUGGACUCAAGGGCGAGACCGGGAUAACUGGAGAGGUCGGAAAGCUUGGCGAGAGGGGGCUGCCUGGUUUUAUCGGGCCUGUUGGAGAAAUGGGGAUCGCUGGAGAAAAGGGGGAUCGAGGAAAAACAGGCGAUCCCGGGCCGCCAGGGGAACCGGGGCCGAUGGGUCACACUGGAAUACCUGGAGAGAGGGGGUCACCUGGGCUGCAAGGGAUCCCAGGGCCUCCUGGUUGCCGCGGAUCCAUCGGCAUUAGAGGACCCAAAGGCAGGAGGGGUCCGAGGGGUCCUGACGGCCCACUGGGGGAGAAAGGGUCUACUGGAGUAACGGGCCCUGAUGGUCCACCAGGAAAAUUGGGCCUCCCUGGGGAUAUGGGGAAGCUUGGCGAGCCAGGUGAAGCUGGGCCUAAGGGAUUUCCAGGUGUUCAAGGACCCUCAGGACCUCCAGGAGCUAAAGGAAUUGCAGGAGAGCCAGGACCAGCAGGGCCACCGGGAACGAUUGGACCACUUGGGGAGAUGGGACUGAUGGGGCUGCCAGGGAGGGAUGGAGAGAGAGGACUGCCUGGUGAACCUGGAGAGAAGGGCACCGAUGGUCCACCUGGCAACAUCGGAGAACAGGGUUUGAUUGGCCAGAGAGGUGAGCUAGGAAUUGAUGGGGAGGCUGGACCAAGCGGACCUGAUGGAGCCAAGGGUGAAAAAGGGGAUGCUGGUCCAGAGGGAGCCAAAGGAGAGAGGGGUGAAAUUGGCCUGAAAGGAAAGGAAGGACCUCUCGGGCCUCCUGGACUGGCAGGUGUAAGGGGUCAGGAGGGUAAACCUGGCAAAAUUGGUGAGAGAGGAAAACCAGGAGAAAAGGGGAGCAAGGGUCACCAAGGUCACCUGGGUGAGACCGGGCCAGUCGGUGAGCAGGGAGAGUCAGGGUUUGUUGGACAGAAAGGUGCCAGAGGAACCAUUGGGCCGGUGGGUGCUCCAGGAAGAAUGGGCCAACAAGGAGAUCCAGGUAUACAAGGUUACGAGGGUCACAUGGGACCGCAUGGCCCAAUGGGACCUCCCGGGCCAAAAGGUGAAAAGGGUGAACAGGGGGAGGACAGCAAGGUGGAAGGUCCCCCAGGUCCCCAAGGUGACAGAGGUCCUCCUGGAGACAGAGGAGAUAGAGGAGAGCCGGGUGACUUUGGACACAUUGGUCAUAUAGGUGUUGAUGGAGGGAGAGGUGAAGCUGGUGCCCCAGGGCUUCCUGGACAUCCUGGGCCAAAGGGACAACCAGGGCUGAAAGGAUCCAAAGGUGAUCAAGGUCAGAAAGGAAAAUCAGGGGCCACAGGCGCACCUGGAAUCAAAGGGCCACCAGGUCCAGAGGGCCCUAUUGGCCCAAGGGGCGUUGUGGGCAGGGAGGGCCUUGAGGGGCCACCUGGAAUGGAUGGACUGCCUGGUAAAGAUGGAAGCAAAGGAGUCAAGGGGGAGCAAGGAGAAGAUGGUGAAGUGGGCUUAAUUGGCAAACCUGGACAGCAGGGUAAAACUGGCAUGAUGGGGCUUCCUGGCAGUCAAGGCUUCUUUGGACCCAAGGGUGAAAGGGGUUUCCCAGGCCAAACUGGUCCUACAGGAAAGAGAGGUUACAUUGGUGGGAUGGGAUUUCCAGGAAAACAAGGAGACCUGGGCUCUAAAGGGCAACCAGGGGAUUCUGGUGAACAAGGAUUUCCAGGGGUGCUGGGUCUCUUUGGACCAAAGGGACCUCCAGGAGACAUUGGCCCAGCAGGGAUACAGGGACCAAGAGGACCACGUGGUUUGAUGGGUAUGGAGGGAGCUUUGGGCCCCGUUGGCAUCAUUGGCCCCAGCGGUCAUCCUGGACCCCAGGGUGACAAAGGAAGUCGGGGAGAGACGGGGUUGCAAGGACCGAGGGGAUCUCCUGGUCCACGUGGACCACCAGGACCACCAGGUUUUCCCAGUUCUGCCCUUUCACUUAAAAAUGAGGCUUUUGGUGCUGCCUUUCAAGUCAUCAUCGAUUCCCAUGCUGCAUUGAGGCCAGAGCAGAAUUAUCAGAGCAUGGACCUGCCCAUGUUAGACCAAAGCACAGAAAUCUUCAAGACCUUGCAGCAUCUCAGCACUCUCAUCCAGAGUCUAAAGAACCCGUUGGGAACCCGCGACAAUCCUGCUCGAAUCUGCCGAGACCUCUACAACUGUGAACAGAGGAUGUACGAUGGCACUUAUUGGAUUGACCCAAAUCUCGGCUGUGCUGCUGACACUAUUGAGGUGACAUGCAACUUCACUGGCGGAGGACAGACUUGCCUGAAACCUGUCACAGUUUCCAAGUUGGAGAUCGGAGUGGGUCGUAUCCAGAUGAACUUCAUCCACCUUUUGAGCACUGAGGCCGUGCAGCACAUCACCAUUCACUGCCUCAACACACCUGUGUGGGCAGCAGGACCCUCCUUAACGCCCUCUACCCAGGCUGUGAGCUUCAAGGCCUGGACCGGGGAGAAGAUUCAGGCCGGAGACCUCUUGGAGCCACUCAUACCCAAGGAUGAAUGCUGGAUCAAAGAUGGCCGCUGGCAUCAGACCCACUUCAUCUUUCAGACCCAGGAUCCAAACUUACUCCCCAUAGUGGAUGUGUACAACCUACCGACCACAGAACCUGGUUCACGUUAUCACCUUGAGGUUGGACCGGUGUGCUUCUUAUAGGGCCCCUAUGUGUAUGUGUACAUGUGUGUGUGUGUGUAUGUGUGUGUGUAUGUGCGUGUAUGUAUGUGUGUGGCGGGGGCUUUGAAUACUCCUCAAAGGAGUGACUGCAUGGAGGAUGGCAGACAGGGGAGACUGGUGCUUUGGUGGUUUCCAGAACAGCAGACCCCCAUUUUUCUCUCCACAAAAUAUGCUUGGACUGCAGAAACAGGAGGGGGCGCUGGAGAGGGAAGGCCCAUUGGAAAUGCAGAGAUAAGACUUCUGGCACUAAUCAGCCUAUGGAAAAAAAAAUAAUAAUAAGCUUCUUUUUCAGAGACUUGUUUGUUUGAUACAAGAUCUGGAUGCCCUGAAUCGAAGGAAGUAAUAUGAACGUCUCAUUUCUGUCAUCUCUCGGACCAUGUUGUAUCAUAUUCCCUUCACGGUCUGACCUGAUUUUUGCAAAAUCCUAGAACAUUUUACAGAAGUGAUGUGUACAGAAAUAUGGAACAGUUACAUCUGCAAUUGCAAUAAGUCCAGCUUUCAUGUUUUAAGUAUUAUUUAUACAUGUAUAUGUACUGUAUAUUGUAAUAUAAAGUGCAAUAGUUAUUGUUCCACAGCCUUUACAGUAUAAACAUCAUAUCACUCAUUCAGGUAUAUAGUGUGCCUCAGACACACAGGCGUACUGCCUCCAGGUAAGUCUUUUUGAGCCUCUAAUAACUGUCCAGUGCUGAGACCCCACGUUUAUACAGAUACCUUCACACAAACAACUGCUGUGUGGUACUUUCCAUGUUAAAAGUGGAUCCAAGGUUUUCCACAGUGUGAACAGAGAAAAGUGUGUCAAGAUGCUACCUCGUACUGCACCUCUCAUCUCACAGCAAACAAGACGUUACCUGAUAUAAUCUGGGAUGACAAUGAGGUGACACCUGGUGCUGCAACAGUUGACACUCGUAUGAUAAAUUCUUGUCAGCUCUCAGCAAAGCUAUGUCUGUGCUUUACUUAAAAGGGAAGAUUGUAUAAUAUACACACAGGCCAAACUCCUAAAUUAUAUUUUCAAGGUAGCAUAUGUUAACAUUUUCAAUAUUCUUUGUAUGAGUCUGACACUAUAAGUUAAGUUCUUUUUUAUUUGUCAAAAUGUAAAUGUAUAUAAUUAUGCAACCUUUAUUAUCUACAAUGGAUUCUAUUUAAAUUUUAUUUAAAUUCUGAUUAAUUUUUCCGGUUCAAAACCAUCAAGUUCAUGUUUUCAGCACACUUUUGGUCAUAUGGAGGUUUAAAAAUUCUACGGUCUGUAUGUGUUUUUAUACUUAAACUGUUCUCAACAAUCAGCUGUAUUUUAGGACAUCUUUUAUUACUUACUGUUGAUGCAUUUGUCACUAAAAUAUGCAGCAAUGAUGGUUAGUCCCACCAAUCUAUAAACUCAGAGGAUUUCUUACAAUACACAUUAAACUACGGUACAUGUGUUUAGUGUUUGGUCUGUAAAGACAUUUUAUGCUGAGUGAAUGAAGUCUAAUGACUCAACAGGUUAUUCAAUAAAUGUCUGAAACCUUUGUUGAUAAGCAGCUUUCAAUUUUUCUUCAACGAAAACUUCUUAGCAAGGUGAGAGAAUAAAAUGCAUUUAAACUGCCUACUUGUGGCAGUGUGUUCUA